This is a messenger RNA of Laccaria bicolor S238N-H82, 228 nucleotides long. RefSeq lists its product as uncharacterized. Gene Ontology annotation, biological process: mitochondrial electron transport, cytochrome c to oxygen. Gene Ontology annotation, cellular component: mitochondrial inner membrane. The transcript has a single exon. The record is from RefSeq and is a predicted model, not a curated record. Lineage: Eukaryota; Fungi; Basidiomycota; Agaricomycetes; Agaricales; Hydnangiaceae. The annotation marks the transcript as partial.
ACGAACGCAGAAGACCUCUUCGAAGUUCAACGGGGCCUCAAUAACUGCUUUGCACAGGAUCUAGUGCCGUCUGCUUCUGUUGUAGAGGCUGCUAUUAGGGUUGCGAGGCGCGUCAAUGACUAUGCUACCGCUGUUCGGGUCUUUGAGGGAAUCAAGGAGAAGGUGGCGAACAAAGCGCAGUAUCAGGCGUAUGUUGACGAGCUGAGGCCUCUUCGGGAGGAGCUGGGU